AUGCCUGGGAGGACCUGGGAGCUGCGCCUGCUGCUUCUGCUGGGGCUGGGGCUGGGGUCCCAGGAGGCCCUACCCCCACCCUCAACACAGACAAUUAAGUGCAUUGUUGUGGGCGAUGGUGCUGUUGGUAAAACAUGUCUCCUGAUAUCCUACGCAACAAAUAAAUUUCCAUCUGACUGUGUACCAACUGUUUUUGACAACUGUGCAGUCACAGUUAUGAUUGGUGGAGAGCCAUAUACUCUUGGACUUUUUGAUACUGCAGGGCAAGAGGAAUAUGACAGAUUACGACCGCUGAGUUAUCCACAAACAGACGUAUUUCUAGUCUGUUUUUCAGUGGUCGCUCCAUCCUCAUUUGAAAAUGUGAAAGAAAAGUGGGUGCCUGAGAUAACUCACCACUGUCCAAAGACUCCUUUCUUGCUUGUUGGGACCCAAACUGAUCUCAGAGAUGACCCCUCUACUAUUGAGAAACUUGCCAAGAACAAACAGAAGCCUGUCACUCCAGAGACUGGUGAAAAGCUGGCCCAUGACCUGAAGGCUGUCAAGUAUGUGGAGUGUUCUGCACUCACACAGAAAGGCCUAAAGAACGUAUCUAAUGAAGCAAUACUGGCUGCCCUGGAGCUUCUAGAAGCGAAGAAGAGCUGCAGGUGUGUGCUGCUCUGACCAUCUCUCCAGAGC
This is a messenger RNA of Diceros bicornis minor, 675 nucleotides long. RefSeq names its product cell division control protein 42 homolog. Gene Ontology annotation, biological process: small GTPase-mediated signal transduction. The transcript has 2 exons. NCBI's taxonomy places the organism in Eukaryota, Metazoa, Chordata, Mammalia, Perissodactyla, Rhinocerotidae. The record is from RefSeq and is a predicted model, not a curated record. Gene Ontology annotation, molecular function: GTPase activity; GTP binding. The coding region runs from base 1 to 660 and encodes 219 amino acids.